AAGGUAGAGAGUGGUGGAGAUAGGAGCUGGUAGAUAGAGAGCCAGUAGUGUGGCCUUGGUGGUUUGAACAUCAGUGCAUUUGAGUUUCGCUUUCUUUUCUCCUCUUUUUGCAAAUAUGGCUGCGCUGCUGCUAACUGUCCUGCUUGCUCUUCUGCCAGUGAUCCUUUGCUACCCAACCUCCUACAUUGACCUUGAAGGCAAAGGCGGUAAUCGGUCAUCCCUUCGGUUCUUGGCAAUCGGGGAUUGGGGUGGUCUGCCGUACCCUCCGUAUAUUACGCCCCUUGAGCAGGCCACGGCCACAGAGAUGGGCAAGAUUGCCGACCAGAUGGGAGCAGACUUCAUUAUCUCGCUAGGCGACAACUUUUACUACAGAGGGGUGACCGAUGUCAAUGACCCCAGAUUUGAGGAGACUUUUGAAAAGGUGUACACGUCCAAGUCUCUGUAUGUGCCAUGGUUUGUGAUUGCGGGCAACCACGACCAUUAUGGAAAUGUCCAGGCUCAAAUUGAGUACUCCAAGAGGUCUGAAAGAUGGCAAUACCCAUAUUACUACUACGAGCUGAACUUCCGGAUCCCCCAGACGAACAGCACUGUCACCAUCCUCAUGAUUGACACGGUUCUCUUCUGCGGCAAGGCAGACGACUUCCUGCAACAGACCCCCUGUGGGCCGCACGGUUACCACGCCAACCGGCAGCAGCUGUGGCUGCAGGAGCGCAUGGCGCGGUCCAAGGCGGACUUCCUGCUUGUAGCCGGCCACUACCCCGUGUGGUCCAUCUCCGAGCACGGCCCCACCGACUGCCUGCUGAAGAAGCUACGCCCUCUGCUGGUCAAGUACAAGGCCACUGCCUACAUGUGCGGACACGACCAUAACCUGCAGUACAUCAAGGAAUCUGGUGUGGGGUAUGUGGUGAGUGGAGCCGGCAACUUCAUGGAUCCUAACACACGCCACCGCGAGCACGUUCCCCGCAACUCCCUGAAGUUCUUCACUGGUAAGGCCUCAACCUUAGGCGGCUUCGUGCACAUCGAGAUUGACAAAAAGAAAAUGACCAUGACCUUCAUCCAGGCCAGGGGAACGUCCCUCUACCGUGCAGUCCUCCCCAAACGUGACCUGAGCUUCAGCACAAAUGAUUCAGAUUAGAAGCGAGUAUUUCUGGAAGUGCUCCGUUUUACGUCUCCUUGUAUAGCUUCAAGUGUAAAAAAAUUUUUUUUUAAAGUGUUUUAAAAUAUUUUAUGUACAUUUUCAAUGUUUCAUUUAAAAGUCUUAAUUUUUUAAAUAUGUUUUAAUAAACUGUUGCAUUUUGACUUA
This is a messenger RNA of Engraulis encrasicolus (European anchovy), 1303 nucleotides long. RefSeq names its product tartrate-resistant acid phosphatase type 5-like. Gene Ontology annotation, biological process: bone resorption. The transcript has 5 exons. Gene Ontology annotation, molecular function: ferrous iron binding; ferric iron binding; acid phosphatase activity. Bases 116 to 1135 code for a protein of 339 amino acids. NCBI's taxonomy places the organism in Eukaryota, Metazoa, Chordata, Actinopteri, Clupeiformes, Engraulidae. The record is from RefSeq and is a predicted model, not a curated record.